This is a messenger RNA of Clonostachys solani, 3510 nucleotides long. Lineage: Eukaryota; Fungi; Ascomycota; Sordariomycetes; Hypocreales; Bionectriaceae. The record is from the annotation of a GenBank genome assembly.
AUGCGGCUGAUCUCUGGCGCCCCCGACAGCUGCCAGGGCAGUGGUGUCGUUGCAUAUUGUACACCAGCGAGGAGGAGGCAUCGGAUGGCAAAGACUGGCUUUGGAGCCAAUGACGAUGAACUUUCAGUAACGACCGAUACACGACGUCUGAAAAAUGUAGACAGGAGACCUACGGUCUGCUCAGAGCAGAAGGGGCGGCAUACCAGGACUAAGAACAGCCCUGGAGCGCAAACAUAUUGGCGAUAUCGUCAAUCAACGGCAUGGAACCUGCUGGUCUCGUUGAUCCUCCUGUUCCUUACUACAACACCUGUGUUUGCCGCAAAAUUACCAUUUCAGAACUGUCUCUCCGACGACUAUCUGUCCGCAACACCACCUAAACUACAAUUUGCACCAGCGGAGGUUCACGCCUUUUUCGACACGGAGAAUCCCAGCCACAAGCUUGAAGUUAUCGUGUAUGGGAAUGUCACUGGGUCAUAUAAUAGAGUUACCCUUCCAGGGGAAGGGGACCCUCAUUGGUCCGAUGUGACCCAGACCGACGGCAAGAUUCUUAGGCAGCCCGAGGGCGAGCAGGGAAAGGCGACUACGCUAUUUCGCCAUGUCGACGUGCUCACAUACAGGCCAUAUCAACAGCCAGACGUGGAUUUUUGUUCUGGGGGUCUGGGCGCUGGCGCACAAUGUCCGUUGGGCCCCGUGUGGCGCGUGGACGACUUCCCGUAUGGACUCCCUACAAUUAAUAUCACGGGCGACGUCAAUUCGUCCUAUGUUUUCACAUCUUUCUCGCCCAAUUUUCUCAUUACCUAUGGUGACGUCAACAAAACCACCAUCGGUUGUAUCACGGCGACGGUCACACCUGAUCUUGGCGACUAUGCCCGGAUAAUCGAGUUUAUCCCUCUUCUAGUCCUCGCCUUGACUGCCUUUGCUACUAUCUUUGCCGCCAUCUGGAGUCCUUGGGGCACAACAGAUAUCUUCCACUGGACCUCGAACUAUGGCCGUGACACAGAUCUCCUAAGAUUAGUGACUCCCGGUUUCGGCGACUGUUUGCACCAUAUCCAAUUUGCGGUGUUGACAGGGUCACUGAGCCUAUCCUAUCCUGGCUUUUAUCAACCUAUCGUGGGCCAGGUGGCUUGGUCCGCGCUCCUAUUCAACCAGACGAUUGCCACCAACAGUUCGACCUACUACCAGCCUGUUCAGGAUGGAGUGUAUGUCCUUGACGGCAGUUACGGAUUGCACAGGUUGGGCCAGCUUGUGGGCUUGGAGUUGACUGCCGACCUUUGGCCAGGCAUGAUGGUCUGGCUCUGUGUCGUUGUGGGUUCUGUUACGGUGUUGGCACAGGCCGCCUUCUUGCUCCAAUGGAUCUACCGAAAAAUCAGAAAUACGUCCGAAGAAGACCUCCGGUCAAAGAAUAUCCCCUUUUCUAUCGGGAAUGUGGUCCGCAUCGUUUUCAACUUCUUUCUUCUUCCUGUUGUGUCACUCUCUUGCUUCCAGUUGGUUGUAGCUGCUGAUUCUUCGCAAGCUGCUGUGGCCAUUGCGGCACUGACCGUUGUCGCCAUUAUAGCCUUCACAGCCUGGGUGUUCCGACUUAUUCUUCGUGCGAAACCCAAGUCGAUUCUGUUUGACGAUCUACCUACAGUCUUGCAAUACGGACCACUGUACAACACAUACUCAGACCAAGCUGCUGCGUUUGCUCUAGUCUCAACAAUACUCACCAUUAUUCGGGGCAUUGCUAUUGGAGCUGUUCAGCCCAGUGGCAUCGCUCAGAUUAUCCUUCUUGCUAUCUGUGAGGUGGUCUUCAUGUUCGCCUUGCAUGCCUCCCGACCCUACCACCCAGGGACAUCGAUGAACGCAUAUCAUACUGUUUUUGCCUUUCUGCGUUUGAUUACCAUUCUUUUGAUGGUUGCGUUUAUCCCCCAGCUGAGUGUGACGGAUAAUGUGAAGGGCUGGGUUGGCUAUGCAGUCUUGCUUUUUCACGGCGCUUUUCUCAUUCUUGGUUUCCUCAUUAAUGCCUUACAAACCAUAUUCGAAGUAACGGCGUUGAUGCUUGGAGCCGGUGGAGAUGACGCUCAUGGCUUGACGAGAGGAGGUCUUUCGAAGAUCUUUGGCAUGCGGCAGUUAUCACGUCGACCAGGGCAGCGCGCUGGCCCAUCGCGGGCAAGCCAACUCUCUAGUUCGGCCAUGCUGGACCAGGAAGAUAAUUCCAAGAAUGGAUUCGCAAUGCCUAGUGGACGGGUAAGGAGCGAAUCUGCCGGGAGCCUGAAUGGUAUGCUUGUUCCCCGACACAGAAGCAGCUCAGCUCUAGACAGUAUCGAUAUGUAUGCCGGUUACCAUCGUCCAGGCGGGAGCGUAAGCUCAUACAUGCCCGGAGACACACCGCAAUUCUCCGCCGCCAACACUCCCACGUUGGGCCGAGGUCAAGGACCAGCCCUGCCGAUGGAGGCUGCUGGUCCAUACUACCGUCCUCCCCGUAGGCGUCAUGAAACAAUGGACAGUCAGCCAGAAAGUCAGCGAGGAUCGAUUCACGUAGAGACGAAACAACGCCAGAGUCUGGGCCCCGGCCCGCUUCUCGGAGACGCUGGCGAGAUGGGUGCAGAGAUCUCUCGAGGACCCACGCCUGCCAACGCAAUCGCUAGUUUGGCUAAUAUUCCAAACCGCCCCGACUACUCGACGCGAGAAGUUGACUUUUACUAUGGUGUCACUCGUGGGCCGGCUCUAAAUUCUGAUGGUGCUGGUAGGAGGCUUGGGACAGGGCCUGCAGAUCCCACUGGCCCAGUAGCAACCGCCACAGGCUGGUUGCGCGGCUUUCUUGGGGGAAAAACUAAGGAGAAGGGCAAGGGUUUCGAAGUUGUCAGAAGUUCGAGAAUGCCUCCGGCUAUGAUGGCUCGCAAUGGUGAACACCCGGAAGGCAUCCCUGUUGCCAUGGGCGUGCUUCGGAACGGACCAAUCGACUCCGACGAUGAGGACCAACCGGCCUCCAAGGCAAAAUUGAAGGCUCGACCUGGCACUCUUCUUACAGAGACAGGCGAGCCUCGGGGUCCGGAUGAAGAUGAGCCAGAUAGUCCAGCUACCGAUCGUCUCCCCCGCGGGUCCAAACCUUUGUCACGCCAAGACACGUUGGAGCAGCCCCCUGAAGUUCCACGGAAAAGUUCAAAGAGGAAUUCGGCGUUGAUAGACAGCUCCAAGAACUCUUCGGUGACGGAUCACGGUGCUGAACCAUCAUCCAGGUCGGUCGAUGAGCCAGGGCAAAGUAGUGAAGCUGCAGGAACAGGAAUCAUCCAUUCACGACUGCCGUUCGAGAGGACGGCAUCGCAGAAGCGGAGGCUUUCUAAUCCAUCCUCGAUGGAGAUUUCCAUUGACCUCUCCCGCGAGCCAAGCACCAGACUUGGUGAACGCCCUGCUAGCUUCGGUCUCGUAUCGCAACAUAGUAUUAGCCGUGUGGAUCCACAGCACGGUGAUACUGAAUUGCUUGGAGCAUCUGCGGAGUUGGUGGAUGAGCCAUUACACGGCAGACGUUGA